ACUAAACGUCAAAGUUUUUCGACCUCGCUAAAUUUUUCAUUCUGUGAUAAAUUUCGUAGUUUUUAUGUUUUUUUCAUAAUUAUGCUAUGUGGCCUUAAAACCUGCGGAUCGUUUGAUUAAAUUACUAUUUUAGAAUGUGUAUUGUCUGUAGUGUUAAAGCAGUGGUGUUGUAUUAUCUUGUGCGAGUGCAUUAGUGUCAUUCAGAGAUCACGAUGCGUAUCGGUUUUGUGUUAUAUUGGUGCGUAUUGGCUUUUCAUUUGUGUAAAGCGGACGAUGUUGAGAGGACAGAGUCUAAAGAAGGUGGUAGAAGACAAUGGGGUCCUCUUAUGCGACCAGGAUCUAUGAGCGAUUCUCCGUCAACGGUUUCAAAUGAUCACAUAUUGCUGGAGGCGUGCCACAAUGACGCCUCGUGCCUGUCGGACCGCGCCGGCCUGGAGGCGAUCACGCAGCUGCACAGGCAGCUGGAUGACGACGCCAAUGGAAACGUGGACCUUAGCGAAAGCGACGAUUUCCUCCGCGAAGAGCUGCAAUACGACAGCGGGUACGAGAAGCGCCAGCGCGCCUUCCAUCACAACGACGACAUGCACAUAUCCGUCAAGGAGCUUUGGGAAGCGUGGUUACGCUCCGAGGUCCACAACUGGACGGUGGAGCAGACGGUGGAAUGGCUUUCGCAGUCAGUGGAUCUGCCGCAGUACAAAACGCUCUUCCUCCAACACAAAGUGACUGGAGCUACAUUGCCCAGGUUAGCCGUAAACAACAUGCAGUACCUAAGCAACGUCCUGGGCAUCAAGGACCCCAUUCACAAGCAGAAGUUGGCAUUAAAAGCAAUGGACGUUGUCCUCUUCGGGCCCCCCAAAGGCAGUAGAUGGAAGGACUGGCUUCUCGCAUCCCUACUCCUCGGCGCGUUGGUGGGCGGAUGGGCAGCGUUGCGUGCUGGUAGGGCCUCACGGGACCAGCUCAAGAGAAUGCUGAGGGACAUGGAGCAGCUGCGCAGGGCUGAGAUGGCGCUUGAUGACAUGCAGAAGGAACUUGAGAAGGCGAGGUUGGAACAGGAAAGCGCAACUACAGAGAAGAAGAAUCUAGAGAAGAGAUUAAGAGAAGCAGGCGAUACGCCGCUGUUAAACUCCGCGUCUUCCGACUUAGAAGUAUCACAACUUAAAGCUGAAAUUGAGAUGUUAAGGGCAGAGCUUCGCCGCGCGGAAGGCGAGCUGGAAGACAGGUGCUGGGCACCGCCGAGCGGGCUGCAGCAGUGGCUGCAACUUACCCACGAGGUCGAGAACCGCAAUUAUCUGCGCAAGAAGCAGCAGGCCGAGUUGCAGCUACAGAUCGCCAGAGAAGCGUGUGAGAAACUCCGCAAGAAACGCUCAAGCCUCGUGGGCGCAUUCGUGUCGACACACGGCAAGUCGAUCGACGACGUGGACCGAUCCAUCGUAGAGGCGCGCACGGCGCUCAACGAAGUCACGCAGGAAUUACAGGAGCGCAUGCACCGGUGGAAGCAGAUUGAGCGGCUGUGUGGGUUCAACAUCAUAAACAACAACGGACUGCAGUUCCUGGAGAGUGCGCUUUACAGGAAUGUCAACGGACGACCCGCAGGGAGAGUGCGCAUGAGCAGCUCGCAAGACGACUUGAGCAUUGGCGACGACGUUUCGAUCUGCGGGUCAGUGGCUGAUAAUUAUGGAUGGCGUGAAGAUUCAUCUGGCAGUGAAGCUGAUGCCCCACACUAUCCGCUGGACUUAAGACUGGCAGAGGCUAGAUUACAACUAGAAGAAAGACUAGCGCAGGAGGCGAGAGAGCGUACCGAGAAAAGGUACGACGACAAACGACUGUCGACGGAGGAGCUACGCAAACAUAACGACAUCCGCAAGAGCCCCAACGUCGAAGACCGCAGGAGGGAUCAGGUGCACUUUGUGCUUGGUGGGGACAAUGUAAACUGGACGGGCGAGGAGUUAACCCGCACCGCCCACUCGCAAUCGAACCCCCAGCUGCGCGCGUCGAUGCGCAGCGUGAGCGGCGCGCCCCUCCCUCCCCCGCGCCGCCCGCUGUCGUCCGGCGCCAUAGUGCGCUCGCGUUCGACGGACAUCGUGCCGGGGCACCCCGACGACCCGCGCCCGCCGCCUAGGAACCCUUUUGUCAAACAGAAGACUGUGCAUGAAGGUGACGGCACUCCGUCCAGCAAUACGCCUCCCGAAGAAGAGUCAACCGAUUCUUCUCUAGUAGAAGACGAAGGCCUGCCUAAACCGCGCAAGCGACGGAUCAAUCUGCCCUUCGGCAAGAAGGCCAAGACGCCGGCGUGACCACCGCUCCGGCACACGCCCGCGUGACUACGGCUCGGGGUCGCAUCACACCCGUACUGUCUUAACACAGGGCACUUUCGCAGAAUUUUUGUUUGGCAAAAAACUCUUAUGGCCUUUUUAAUCAGACUGUGAGACUUCCACAGUGAAAUAUUCGGUAAAAGCACAAGGCCGCGGUAAAAACCGAAAGUGAAUCGAAAUUGAUUUAAGUUUCACGCCAAGUGCCAUUUACGAGAAAAGAUUUUUAAUUACAACUGCAUACAUUUUAGAGAGUGACCAAUUCUGCCACUGGUAUAUUCUGGUCUUCCUACUCAUCGGUACGAAAGAAAAACUGUCCCGAUCUUCCACAGUUCGACCAAUACGUUGAUUGUUCUUGUCCCGAUUUGCCACACGUUUUAACCCAUCACUGGACUCUAAAAAAUAUAAUUUAAUUUCUUAGGUUUUCGCUGUUCUUACAUAUAGGAAAUACUAUUAUUUCGGAUCUAAAUCAGUCAGCCAUGACCAUGGAACCAGGGCCUGAAACGUUGAUUUGUUUGAAAAAACAAAUAUACUUACUGAGAAAUGGCUACCGGUACUAUCUCUAUUUUGACAACUUUACAGGAUGAAGAAAAUAAUUGUUUGCGUCAUUUAUAUAGCAUCUGGUUUAUU
Molecule: messenger RNA, 2939 nt
Organism: Hyposmocoma kahamanoa
Lineage: Eukaryota; Metazoa; Arthropoda; Insecta; Lepidoptera; Cosmopterigidae
Gene: Stim
Product: stromal interaction molecule homolog
Exons: 15
Coding region: 213-2294 (693 amino acids)
Biological process (GO): store-operated calcium entry; intracellular calcium ion homeostasis; activation of store-operated calcium channel activity
Cellular component (GO): endoplasmic reticulum; plasma membrane
Molecular function (GO): protein binding; calcium ion binding; calcium channel regulator activity
Source: RefSeq, a predicted model, not a curated record